AUGGUCGUUGUCCAGACCAAUGCUACGUGUUCCUUCCACAUCAGCUUCAGCAGCACCGACGUUCUGCCCACACGUGGCACGGAUGUCCCCACUCUCCGCUUCGUGGUUGGCAAGCGCCGCAACACAAUGACGAGUGUUGGCUUGGGCAACCCUUAUCUGAAGAAGGAGCCCAUCGACUUCACUCGCCAGCAAGAUGCGCUUCUGACAUCCAACCCGGAGAGGAGUCGCACGUUCUGGUUUCUCUACGACAAAGUGGUCAAGGUGGCAGCUAUGGGUGUGCAGGGAUGCCCCCAGGCCGAUGUCUGCCGUCUGCUUUGUCGGUUUCAGGACUCCAUCGGCUUCCGUGCCGAGGUGUGCGAGAACCUUCGAUACGUCGUCAUCUCCUCCGGGAAGCUGCCGGUUUCGCUGCGCAUCGUGCAUGUCGGACCGCCGCCGGACGUCUCCAUUCCACGCCAUCUGUUUGACCCGGUGGAGUGGAAAGAGCUGCCCUGGCAAGGCUGCAGUUGCAUCUUCGAACUGGACGAGCAACAUCUAGCAAUUCUGAAACGUAUCCAGUCGCUGCUGUCAGCAUCGCCUUUGGGGCCGCUUUACCAGCUGGUGCCACCAGAGUGCCUCUGCCUCAACCCGGCGCGGUUACUCGAUCCCUUUCGGCGUCCCGAGCUCCUGUGCCAGGGCCCGAGCGUCGUUGCUGACAGCCCUGGAGAUGAAUUGGACUGGCGAGCCUGCUUCGAGCAGGUGCAGGAACGCCUUGCAAUCCCGCUGCACUCCGGUCCCUGGACGUACUGGCCGCUGCGCUUCGAUCGUGCUGACUGCACGACCGUGACCUUGGCACCGACAGGUCCUGUGUGUCAGCAAGCCGUCUCCUCGUGGGUUGCUGCCGUGCAGCAGGCCAGCGGGCUGCGAAAUGCUGCGGUUCCGCGAGACAUGCUGACGCUGACCUUUGCCUAUGAGGCUACAAGCUCGCAAGCUCAUGACAUGAAUGUCCAGGGAAAAGCAGCUGGCUGUCUGCCUAUGCAAGCACCAAAUCCGCACUCACAAGCUGUCCAGCCAUGUGAUAGGCUAAUAUUUGCUGUGAACAUGAGCCUGGGGUGA
Molecule: messenger RNA, 1092 nt
Organism: Symbiodinium necroappetens
Lineage: Eukaryota; Dinophyceae; Suessiales; Symbiodiniaceae
Source: the annotation of a GenBank genome assembly